GCACCUUGAAGGUAGCUCUCAAGUAAGUGAUUAUGAAUGCCUGUUUACAUAAAAUUUCCAGGAAGAUUAAGCAUGACUUAUAUAGGUGUUUUUUUCUUUUUGAAGAUACCAUCAAUUUUCCCAUUGUGUGUAGCGUUAAAAUGUUGUCAAAGAACUUUAUCCUAUGAUCUUAUUAUUUCCAAAGACACUCCGAAUCGACAAACACUAAGCACAGAUAUCGAUUUUAAUUCCAAAACAAAACUGAUGACAAGAAAUUGUAUUUUUCGAUUGUUAAAAACCAAUAUUCUCUACGAAGUCUAUAAACAAAUGUUUUUACAAGGAAUUUAUUAUACUUUUAAUCGUAUUCUUUCGUCUUCUUCUAACUUGCACACGAUCAAAUUACCCACAGCUUCAAGUUACCCGCUAAUGGUAACUAAGGCCAUUUAACAAACGUCAAAUGUUCAUAAUUAUUGACAAAAGUAUUUAG
Molecule: messenger RNA, 466 nt
Organism: Trichobilharzia regenti
Lineage: Eukaryota; Metazoa; Platyhelminthes; Trematoda; Strigeidida; Schistosomatidae
Source: the annotation of a GenBank genome assembly